GGCAGUGUAAGAGAAAAAGAGGAGACAGUGACACCAACCGUCCGUCAAGCGUUUAAGGAUGCACAAAUAUGUGGAACUGAACGUAAACGACCACAUGGUGAGUGGUGGGGGAAAGCCAUAAGCUUUCAGGAAAGGACCCCUAGCAGACAAUCCGGGUCACGGGUUCUGCUGUCACAGUCAUAUGAUACAAUGAAGAUGGCUUCUUUCAAGAUGUACUUAACUGCUAUUCUAGCUUGUAUUUUAGGAACAAUAUUUUCAACUAAUGCACAUUCUCAUGUGCCUGUGUUAUUAUGGCAAUCACACAACGGCGCUGAGAGUGAGCUCAAUCCACCAGCUUUAUCCAGAAUGAAUGUGGAAGAAUUCGCUGAUGUUUUGAUGCGGCGGGUAGAGGCGGAUCACAAUCCUGUGGUUGUUCUUUUCGUGGAAGACACUCUGAGUAUUGAAGAUUUUAGCAGACAGAGCUCUGGCCGUAGCUCUCUCUUUCCCGCAUUGCAAACCAUCAAGGGAGAUGUGAAACUUGAGUUUAUUCCUUCUGUCCAAACCCCAGUCAAGGCACUCAACAGGCUCUCCAAGCUGGGUUACAAGUGGGAGCAAAUUAAUGGGGAAGUGCUACCUGAAGCCAAUAAGAAAAUUCUUAUUGUAAAUUUGAGUGACUUGAAAGUCAAAGAAGACAGACCAUCUAUGCUGCUGCAACAUGAUAAGUAUAUGACGUCUUUGUACAAGCGCAUGGUAACCGUUUACCCAAACAUUUUGGCUGUCUACACUGGACGGCAUUCAUCAUGGACUGCACCUGAAUCUCGUGUGAGACGUGAUGUUGAGCCUACAAGUUCCCCUGCUACCAGCUGCAAUGUAAUUCUGACCUCUUCAGGAACUGCUGAUCAAAUAAUGCUUUACACAUCUGAAUGCCCAGUUCUUACAAUCAACAACACCAGCUUCAACCUCACUUCAGGAGAGGCUCUUAGUCCUGAUACUCGAAAGGAAAGCCAAAGAAUGAUUUUAAGGUACAAGCUCGGGAACUCUUCCGAUAAAGUAACUGUUCGUUUCCGUUUCAAUUUUACUGAUGAUGGCUAUUGGCAACUAACUCAGGCUGAGUAUGAAAAUUCAAAUGCUCAGAAAUAUUUGCUGGAGCCCAAGUCCACUAUCCGUGCGGCACUUAAUAACUCCUACAAUUGUGGUAGUGUCGCAUUAUUUCAAAAUACUGACAAAUCGCAGGGUAAUGUAACCUUGUGGUUGAAGAAUAUCAAGGUUCAACCAAGUGUUCAAGGUGGUAAAUUUUCAGCUUCAGAGGAUUGUGUUCCAUACUUCACUAUCCCAAUAUGGUCUGGUUUAUUUGUGACCUUCCUACUUCUUUUUAUUGUUGCUUGGGGAAUCGACAUGAUGAUGAGCAUCCAUACAAUGGAUCGCUUUGAUGACCCUAAGGGCAAGCCUUUAGUUUUCAAUGCUCAGGAAUAACAGAACAAUGUCAGAAAAGAAACCUAGAUGUUCUGGCAGGUUUCUUUUUUUCAUGUGAAAAGGAAACCUACCCAACAUCAAUUUUAAUGAAUAAUUAGGUCAGGUAGUGAAGGUCUUGCAGGUCUUUUCCAACUACAGUAUAGCCUGAAGAAACUAAAUGCUGUCCCACCCUUUUAGUAAGGCACAAAACUCAAGCAAGUUUACAGCUAAUUUGUGCCAAGAAAUUUGUAGAUAAUCAAGCUAAUGUGAAAAUCUUGUUUUUGUACAGAACAUUCCAUCUAAAUGUGUCCUUAAAAUAUCAUGAAUCUAGUCUGAGAAAAUGUGAAGAAUUAAGAAAACCUACAUGUAAAAAUUCUUUUAGUCAAGCAUCACUUUGAACAUUGUUGUUCUGCCGUUUAUAUAUUUUAUCUAAGAUGGAAUUUGAUUUAUAGGAAAAAAAUUGUUUUUAAAGGGUUGCAUUUAUUUGUGUUCUUUUAAUUUUGCUAUCAUGAAAAUGCAGUAGAACUUGACUAGUAAAUGAAUCAUGUGGUUGUGUGUGUACCGGGUGUAACUGAGAAUGCGCAACAGUGUUGCGGGAUUGCAUACCCGCCAGGGCUGCAGGGGCCAUGGCGCCUUACGGGCUAACUGGGUAGGCAAACCCGCAACACUGUUGCGCAUUCUCAGUUACACCCGGUACAUGUAGUAUCUCAUUCAUUUAGUUUCCUAGUGUUCCAUCAGUAUUGUUCUACAACCCCAUGAAAAGAAAUUCUUUUACUUUACAGCAGUAUUUUUUAAAAGUCAGUAGUUCUAACAAUGUUUAGUAAUCUGCUGCUGGUGAUGACAACUGGAUCAAUGUAAGGUGCAGCAGAAACCUAUCUCCAGGACAUGAUCACUCAUGCCUGCACAUCCAACAUUCUCAGGUUUUAUUCUUGAACGCACAAUUAAUGUAAUUGAAGCACUUUUUUUCCUAUUAUUGUUACAAUGGUGCUAAAUUAAGUACCUUUUCAAAAAAAAAUACAGGCUCUUUGAUUGCAGAUAUGUAACCAAAUUUUUGUAAUCUAUUUAAUCAACACUGCUAGUUGAUUGUUCUUGUUUUCAUUAAUUUUUUUUUUGCAAAAACAAUUUUGUAACUUCUGAAUGCUAGCUACCUAAGAGUUUUGGCUUCAGUGCAUUUUUCUGCAUAUUGUGAUUUACAAGUGCUGUUUAUUGUACUGUCAUGUCUGUACAUUUUUAAUGAUGUCUUCUUGUAUCUAUAUUUUUGUGAAUGUUUUCCAUUGUUUUAAAUCUUCAUCUAUUUUGAUACAUAAGAGCAAGAGAUUUUUCUUUGACAACUAUCUAAAGGUACCCUUUUUCCUCAACAAAUGUACUUUUAUUCAUUUAAGGUCAGUAUCUUUGGUAGAAUAAUCUUAAACGUGUUUCAAAUGUUUCAUCUGAUGUCAUAAAUUUCUCUAUGAAAUUAUUUAUUGACUUCACCUCAUGCCCUCUUUUAUCUUACUAAUAUUCUACUUUCAAUUUUCAUCCAAGUACAUUGUUGCUAUGUCUGAAACAUUAAUAGUUUAACUUUUGCGACUUUUCCUGUUUUGGUCAGAGAUUGGAGCUCUUAUCAGCUAAGCGAUGCAUAGAUGAAGAACAAUUUUUUUGGUCCGGACAAUUUUCUGUCCAUUAGAAAAAACUUCUCUGUAUUAAUUUUGUGUACUGCAAUGUCAUCAAAGUAAAACUUUUCCCUUGUGCAGUUUCCUAGUCCACAGGUGUGACAGUUUACUGUAAAUCUGUAAUUCUGUUUGACAUGUGACCAUCUUUAUGUCUGGAAUUGCUUAUGUGCCAAACCUAAAGUGGACAUAGGGAUUUUCAAAUAUUUGAAAUACUGUAUCUACUUUUAAAAAAAAAAAAAUAGUUUUCUGGCAGUUGAUGUAAAGGAACUGAUAGGUAAUGGUACUAAAGGUGUCGAAAAGAUGUAGCAAAUCUUACCAGAGAAUAUAGGUUUCAAUUUAAUUUUGUUUUAAGCUAAUUUCUGCUUGGUAUGUCUCUGCUCUUUUUUAAAACAUUUCACCAAAAGCCAGAAAUUUUCCCAUUAGGUACAGCCUUAUCUACCUUGGGACACUUCUUCAUGCAUAUAUGUUUGAAGCUUAAGUACUUCUGUGCUUCCACUGUGUUUUGAGGUUGUUUUUAAAAUUAACUUAGCUCUUUGUGAAGGAGUGUCCCCUUGCAAGUACUUGGACUGGUUGCACUCAGUUAAGAGAGAUUGAUUUGUUUUAUUUCUGUCCCUUUUCUUUCAUGUCAAGUGAUUCCCAUUUAUUGUGAUUCCCAUUUAUUUCUUGCACAGCAUUGGGCAUAACAUAUCAAAGUGGUGAAAAUAACUUAGGCUUGUUGUUUAAAAUUCAUCAAAUAUAUUAACUUCAAAGACAUAUCUUCAACAGUCUGAUGAUGUUUAAAAGUUCAGUUUUUAAAUGAACUGAAACUUUAUAAGGCUUAUAUUUAUGACCUUGUCUUUAGACUUACCGCUUAAACAUAUCAUAUUAUCAUAACAUAUCAGUAAAUUAAGAUUGUCUUUUAAAAAAUCAAUUUCAUUUUAUUAUCUAAAAUUAUAAAAUUUUCAAAACACACAAGUUUGUUCCUCUUUAUGCACUCUUCUCCUCAAGCUGCACUGUACUGAAUGUUAUGCAUAAGUAAAAGAAAGUAAUGUUGUACACAGUAAAGCAAAAGUAUUGCUUCAAAUGUCCUCUGCGUAAAAUAUGUCGACUAGACUGUGUGCUGAUGAAUAUGUGAUUCUUUUGCCUUUAGACUAUGUCAAAUGUAUCUGAGGAUUAAAUGCAAUUCACAACAUA
This is a messenger RNA of Frankliniella occidentalis (western flower thrips), 4256 nucleotides long. Its product is annotated as V-type proton ATPase subunit S1. Gene Ontology annotation, cellular component: proton-transporting V-type ATPase complex. The transcript has 5 exons. The record is from RefSeq and is a predicted model, not a curated record. Bases 190 to 1452 code for a protein of 420 amino acids. Lineage: Eukaryota; Metazoa; Arthropoda; Insecta; Thysanoptera; Thripidae.